Dipodomys spectabilis (banner-tailed kangaroo rat) is the source of this 1211-nucleotide messenger RNA. Its product is annotated as C2 calcium-dependent domain-containing protein 4A-like. The coding region runs from base 117 to 1211 and encodes 364 amino acids. The transcript has 2 exons. The record is from RefSeq and is a predicted model, not a curated record. Lineage: Eukaryota; Metazoa; Chordata; Mammalia; Rodentia; Heteromyidae.
CGCCUUUCCCGCUGUAAGUUUCCCGGGCUCCGUGCCCCUCCGCUCCCGCGCCGCAGGAAGAACCCCAGGCGGCCUGCCACCCGGCCGAGCCACCCUGAUCUCGCACCUGCCUCCCGAUGUGGUGUCUCGAGCGGCUCCUCCGCGACCGGGACGGGCUUCUCUUGGGUCGGACCCGCCACGCCCAGACCCGAUCGCCCAGCGCGUGCGCAAACGUGCUCACUCCGGAACGAAUCCCCGAGUUCUGCAUCCCGCCGAGACUCGAGUCCAGCCUCACUUUGAUUGAUCUCCGAAAGUCUUGGGAGCAAAUGGCCAGGACGGACGAGGGCGCGGGCCGCACCGACUGGGACCCGCGCUCGCAGGCCGCGCUCUCGCUGCCGCACCUGCCCCGCGCGCGCACCGCCUACGGCUUCUGCGCGCUGCUCGAGAGCCCGCACACGCGCCGCAAGGAGUCGCUCUUCCUCGGGGACGCGCCGCUCCGCGCCCCGGGCCCCCACUCCGCGCCGCGCCCGCGCGCGCACACCUACUCCGCGGGCGCCGUGAGGCCGGCACCAGGACCGGGAGGGGAGCGCGACGCCCCCUUCGCGUCCCCGCCAUCCCCGGUCCCCGCCGGCCCCCAGCCCAGCCCGGACUCCGUCGCCCCGCGGCCCCGCGGGCGCCGCCUCCUGCGCGCCCCCGACGGGCUCCUGGGCCGCGCGCUGCGCGCCUGCGGGAGCCGAGGCCCGGCCCGCGCCCGCUCCGCCUCCGGCAGGGUAAAGGACGGGGACGGGAACCAGGGCGGCCCCGCCUCCUCCGAGCCCCCGACCUCGGCCCCCGCGCGGCCCGAGCGCCUGGAGGCCGAGGGCACUGUGCCCCUGAGCCGCGCCGGCUGCGCCCUGCGCCUGGCCGCCGAGUACUGUCCGGGCAGCGGACGCCUCCGCCUGCGGCUGCUGCGCGCGCAGGGCCCGGCCGGGGGCGCCCUGGAGCCCUGCGCCGUCGCCUGUCGCCUCCGCUUGGUCCUGCAGCCGCCGGGCGCCUGGCGCGCGCCCAGCAGCGGGGGCUUGGGGCGCAGCCGCCAGGCGGCCUUGGAGCAGGACUUCUGCUUCGAUGGCCUCAGCGAGGAGCAGCUGCGCCGCCUGGCCGUGCGCGUCCAGGCCGAGCUCAAGGGCCACGGGUUGCAGCGGGGCCGCCGGCUGGGCCAGGGCGAGCUGCUGCUGGGCUCCCUGCUGCUCUGA